CAUCAGUCGAAUCGUAGAAGACCACAUUUACAAAGCACCAUCAUGUCAGGACUACAAAGUAUUGACGUAUUCUGUCUAGUAAUACUGUGUAUUAGCGUAACGACAUCUGCCCCAGUAGAAAGGAUCCAUCUGGAGAAACUGUCCACUAUUUACCUGCCCCAUUCUUACGUCGACGGCGUCCCACAGUACAAAUACAACUCUCUGGCGGCCACCCAGUCGGCGUACGACGCUAGGCAACACGUGGUUUACGUCAUAGGUGGUAGUCUGUUGCACGCGUAUGACGUCGGCGAUCCACUGAACCCUACUAUGAUAUUGAAGACGAGGUUGGCGGGGGUGGAACUAUUGGACGUAGAAUUCUGUGGCGACCAUCUACUGGUGUCGAUGGACAACCUGGUGAACAAGGAGAAUGGAAUGGUGAAGGUUUACAGGAGAUACAAUACCGUUAAGAAAUCUCUGGAUCUCGUCCACACAAUCACCGUUGGGUCUUUGCCAGACAUGAUUCUUCCGACUUCCGACUGUCAAACAGUUGUGGUAGCAGUAGAAGCCGAGGCGUAUUAUAACGGAACUCAUUUCGUCGAUCCAGAGGGCGCUGUAGGGAUCAUCGAGUUCGAGCCACUAAAAGGUGCUGAGAGCGAACUCCAAUACACAAGACUCGACUUUAAAAAGUUCAAUAAAGAGUGGGAAGACCUGGUUGCUCGUGGAGCUAGAUUUGUGUACAGGAACAAUAAUAAUUCUUUCUCCAAUGAUGUAGAACCCGAGUUUAUCACCUUCAGCAAGGACGAACAGAUCGCUUACGUAUCAUUGCAGGAAAACAACGCCUUUGCUGAAGUGGACAUCAUCAACAAAGAAAUCCUUGCAAUCCAUCCAUUUGGAUACAAAAACUGGACGAACUCCAAGUUAGAUGCCAGUGACAAAGACCAUGCCAUCAACAUUCGAUCGUGGCCGGUGAUGGGGAUGUAUCUACCCGACUCUAUCAAGGCGAUCAGUGUGGGGGACAAGUCGUACCUACUGACAGCAAACGAAGGAGACACCAAGGACUAUACCAAUAUCCCCGGGUCUGGAGGCUUUAACGAGGCGACACGAGCGUCAAAACUCACCAUUGCCGAUUCCUCUGAUGUUGCCAGAUGGGCAGAUAUGAAUGGAUUUAACACAACUCUACUAGAUAAGGACAAUCUUGGACGCCUGAUGGUCAGUAACCUUGAAGGUAAGGUCGGCGACGCCUAUAAUGCACUGUACGCAUUUGGAGGAAGAAGUAUGUCUAUUUUUGACCUCAGCACAUUUGACCUCGUAUACGACACCGGAAGUGACGUGGAAGAACUGAUGGCACAGCAAGAACCAGAGAUGUUUAAUGCUGACGGAAAACUGAAAAAUGACGUGGUUUCAUCAACAAAAGAUACACGAUCUGAUAACAAGGGGCCCGAGGUUGAGGGUAUUGAAGCCGCGCAGAUCGGUUCGUCAGUGGUCAUCUUUCUGGGGAUAGAGAGGCCUGGGCUUAUUGCGGUCUACUCAAUAUCUGAUGACGUCAGCAGUUUGAAAUUCGAGAGCCUGUGGACCGGUAUAACAAAAACUGAUGACACCUUCGGUAAUCUGUACGGGCAGCGCGCCAUCAGCGGAGUAGAUCCCGAGGAUCUCAGGUAUAUCCCUCCACAGGACAGCCCAAACGGCCAACCCCUACUACUGUGCACAGGGACAGUCAGUGGUACGGUGUCCUUGCUCGAAGUUAGGGGUGUGAAUAAGGUUGGAAUCCAUAUACCGGACACAGACGGCCAUAUACAGGACACAGACGGCCAUAUACCCGACACAGACGGCAAGCCGGUGUUUGGUUGAAUAUUGAGCUUUGAGGGACAAUAACUGGCACUUCCCAUAAUUUGUUUGCAGUGUACAACAAAUGGCUGCUUGUGUGUAUUGCUUCAGAUGCAUAAGCUAAAAUAUCGUCUUUUUUUAAAUGAAACUAUUUAUUGUUAAUGAUAGUUUCACAAUGGUUCCGUCCAAUGCAAUGACUAGCGAAUGAGUACCUAUGUUCUGUCAUAUUCUAGACUAGUACUGUAUGGGUUAGUCGGAUGGCGCAAUGGAUAGUGAUAUAGCCUUUUACCAAGACUGCCGGGGUUCCCCGUUCGGAUGUGAAAAGGUAUUGGAUUGGAUCACUUGCCUUACCAUGCGGGCUUUUAUCCGGCAACUCCGACUUUCUCUUACAAUAAGACCAUUUGCACGCUUCCAUCCGUUGAUUUAUAUGAGUUUGAAAAACUUUGUUUUAUAAUUGUUGUAAACUACAUAAAUAAUGUAUUCAUAUUAAAUAUUGUAUUUGAAAUUAUCUAUUUAGUGUCUAUGCUACAUGUUGCCAUACAGUGUACGCCAAUAUCCUGCCAACAUUUGAUUUCAUGAACGUUUCCGAACCGUACUAACGUAUAUUGUAUAGUAAUUCAAUUCAGAAGGUAUGAAAGACCGUGGAAUUGUACUGGAGAAGAUAAUAUUUCGCUUGUUGUCUUGAUGGUGUCAAGUUAGUUUACUUCACAUUUCGAAAUUGUUGCAAUGAAAUCAAAUUAGCGAUUUGCAUUGCAUUCACGGAAGCCUUGGUGAAUACCUGGUGAUGCAUUAUAAUACUGAGCUGCCACUAAAUGUUAUGAAAUCUACUUAUUCAUAUCUGAACUUUUUUUAUAAAAUCACAACUAAUGGCAUUGUUAAAAUGUUAAUUCUAUUUUCCUAUCAAUAAAACA
Mizuhopecten yessoensis (Yesso scallop) is the source of this 2714-nucleotide messenger RNA. RefSeq names its product mesenchyme-specific cell surface glycoprotein-like. Lineage: Eukaryota; Metazoa; Mollusca; Bivalvia; Pectinida; Pectinidae. The transcript is spliced from 10 exons. The record is from RefSeq and is a predicted model, not a curated record. The coding region runs from base 43 to 1827 and encodes 594 amino acids.